Penicillium bovifimosum is the source of this 1284-nucleotide messenger RNA. RefSeq lists its product as uncharacterized. Bases 1 to 1284 code for a protein of 427 amino acids. NCBI's taxonomy places the organism in Eukaryota, Fungi, Ascomycota, Eurotiomycetes, Eurotiales, Aspergillaceae. The record is from RefSeq and is a predicted model, not a curated record. Gene Ontology annotation, molecular function: GTP binding. The transcript has 3 exons.
AUGAUUGAUGCGAUCAAUCAAACUCAACGAGUCGCGGCCUUUACAGGCAUCACAAAGCCUGAUACUCGCGAUAAGUUCUUUCUGGUUAUGGGAAUGACAGGCUCAGGGAAGAGCACCUUUGUCGGUCGAUGCACAGGGGAAGAUGUUACCGUGGGACACGGGCUGAACUCUUGUACCAGUGCUAUAGACGUAUUUGACUUCGACUGCAAUGGCCACAGAGUCUACCUGAUCGACACUCCGGGGUUCAAUGACACAAACCGAUCAGACAUCGAGACAUUGGGAGUCCUCGCCACGUAUCUCGGGGCUUCAUAUGCCAAUGGGGUGCGCAUUCACGGAAUACUGAUGCUACAUCCCAUAUCCGACAAUCGCAUGUCAGGGUCGACGAUGCGAAAUCUUGAAAUGAUGAAGGCGAUGUGUGGAUUUUCGUCAUAUGCAAAUCUUGCCAUAGCGACCACAAUGUGGUCAACAAACUCGUCUCUAUGUGCAAAGCGGGAAGAGCAACUCUUGGACGGAAGGUUCUUUGGUGACCUCAUCGCCAAAGGGGCGAAGCUGUUCCGCCACAACGAAAAGGGCCGGCUGGACUCCUUGGAAGAGGUUACUUCUGCGCGACGUAUUGUGACACAUCUUAUCCGCCAAUCAGACAACCAUACUACAGAGGUUUUGCGACUGCAGCGUGAGAUCAUUGACCAACAGAAAAUGAUUGGCGAGACCCAAGCAGGUAUCGUGCUUGCUGGGGAUUUGUAUAAAGUUCGUCAAGAACAUGAGCGGGAAUUGCAAAAGCUGAGAGCUAAGGUCGAUGCGGAAAACCACCAACGUAACGCGGAGCAUGUUGCUGAGUUGCAGGAGCUUCAGGCGGAUCUGGAAAAGCAGCUGAAGAAAGCCGAAAAGGAUAGACGAGCGCUGCGGAAGUCGAUGCAAGAUUUGCACGAGGAGGAAGAACGAGCUUGGCGGAAGAGACUCAAGGAGAUGGAAAAGAAAUUUUUAUACGACCUCGCCGUUAGAGAAGAAGAACUUCUCGAGAUGGAAGAGUCUCUAGCGGCAGUAAUCAGGGAUGCAGCUCGACGAGGCAAAACGUCUCAGCAGAUUACGUCCCAAUUAGGGAGAUACGAGGAAGAGGUUGAUACCGUUCGAACAGAGGUGUCCCAGGCCAGGCAUACCUAUCAGAAGCUUAGUGGGCAAACACACAACUUGUUCAAUGGCGCGUCCAAUGGUAUUGCCUCCGGUAUGGCGUCUGGAGUCAUCACUGCAGCCAUUGCGGGUGGCUUAUUUUGUACAGUCAUGUAG